Monopterus albus (swamp eel) is the source of this 1535-nucleotide messenger RNA. It is a transcript of the gene entpd5b, whose product is annotated as ectonucleoside triphosphate diphosphohydrolase 5b. NCBI's taxonomy places the organism in Eukaryota, Metazoa, Chordata, Actinopteri, Synbranchiformes, Synbranchidae. The coding region runs from base 118 to 1413 and encodes 431 amino acids. The record is from RefSeq and is a predicted model, not a curated record. Gene Ontology annotation, molecular function: hydrolase activity. The transcript has 15 exons.
UCAGCAUCUUUUAUUUUGAUAUUCACUGCUGAGCCCUGCACAAGGCUGAAACAGCUGUCACCGCUGAUGACGUCACGGCCUGAGGAGCGUGCCGCUAUUCGGAUAUCAUGAGUGAAGAUGAAGUCCACCGUGCCCUUAUUACUCUGGGUCCUGCUUACUGUUGCAGGGCUGAGCCAAGCUCAGGUCAAGACCUCUCUCAUGGAUUUGACCAACAGCAUUGUGAGCAUCCUACCCAGUCUCAGCCGCCCGGUAAACCACAGCCGUAUCUUCUACGCAGUGAUGUUUGAUGCUGGGAGCACUGGGACCCGCAUCCAUGUCUACACCUUCAUCCAUAGUGACUCAGAGGAGCUGCCUGUUUUGGACAAUGAGAUGUUCCAUUCCAUAAAGCCUGGUUUGUCAGCAUAUGCUGAUGCCCCAGAAAUGGCAGGACACACUGUGAGGAUGUUAUUGAAGGUGGCCAAGAAGACCGUGCCUCGCUUGGAGUGGAAGAGGACCCCGGUGGUCCUCAGAGCCACAGCUGGACUUCGGCUGCUACGCACAGAGAAAGCUCACGCGCUUUUGGACCAGGUCCAACAUGUGUUUGAUGAAUCUCCCUUUCUGGUCCCAGACAACAGCGUCAGCAUAAUGAAUGGCACAAACGAAGGUAUUCUGGCUUGGAUAUCUCUGAACUUUCUAACAGGUCACCUGAAUGCCCAAAACAAGAAGACAGUGGGGAUACUGGAUUUGGGCGGAGGUUCCACACAGAUCACUUUCCUGCCAAAACAGAAGAAAACCAUUGAAAGUGUUCCUGUUGCUGAUUACGUUGCCAGUUUUGACAUCUUCAACUCAACAUUUGAGUUGUACACUUACAGCUACCUCGGACACGGACUAAUGGCAGCACGACUGGCUACGCUGGAUGCUUUGGGUGCAGAAGGGUUGGAGUGGCGGGUUUUUAAAAGUUCCUGUCUGCCAAAGAAGUACAGCGAUGAAUGGAGCUUCGGAGGGCUAACCUACCAUGUUAGCGGGGACCCAGAUGGUUAUUCAGGAUACAAGCUUUGUUAUCAGGAAGUACUUAAGGUGGUGAAAGGGAUUAUUCAUCAGCCAUAUGAGCUCGAAGACAGCAGUGUUUUCUAUGCAUUCUCCUAUUACUUUGACAGAGCUGUGGACGCGGGACUUAUCGAUGGGGUCCAAGGAGGGAUGCUGGAGGUCAGAGACUUCAAGAAGAGAGCUAAAGAAGUGUGCAAUAAGAUGACCAAGUAUCCUCUCAUCAGUCCUUUCCUGUGUAUGGACAUGACCUAUAUCACUUGUCUUCUCAAGGAUGGGUUUGGCUUCAAGGAGAGCACUGUGCUGCAGCUGACCAAGAAAGUGAACAACGUGGAGGCGAGCUGGGCUCUGGGUGCCAUGUUGGACCACUUCCACAACCUGAUCCACUGAGGGGAAGUGAAGAACAAACACUGCUACUUAAUAACAAAUGUCUAUGUUUAAUCCACUGUGAGUGAGUCUAGUGCUGCUGAAGUAGGUAGAAAAUGACAGCUGUCAUGGCAGACUACAGCAGU